AUGGCCGCCACUGAUCCGAGUCCGACUCUGAAGUUUUUGACAGAUGCAGGUCAUCUCUUAGCCUUUACGGCUCCCGAGACAUCGGCAUAUAUCCUCAGGCAGCGAAAUGACUUGAUGUUCGAGCAUGAGAUUCCUCUUCCUGAGGUCCAACGACAGCAUGUUUGCACGGCCUGUGGUAAUAUUUUGGCUUUCGGGGAGGGCAGUGACCUGGUCUUCAAAAAGAACAAAAAGGCAGUGAUCAAAAAGAAACAGCAAACACCUCCAGCACCCAAGGUCGAAAAAGCGAAAAGGCAAGAACCUCGGUCAUCUGGCCCAACCAAGCGCAUCGAGUGUGGCCAUUGCUCUUCGAAAAUCGAGAUCAAGCUUCCGGCUCCGGCUCCCAUCAUUCGCCAUACUGUCAAACCGGCCCACAAGGUGUCCAAGACCACGGCACCGGGAGCGGCCCCAUCUUUGCCCAAGACUUCAGGUUCACACGAGACGACAUCCUCGCAGAAGCCAGCGUCCAAUGCGAACAGCAAGAAGAGGGCCAAGUCUCGAAAAGCGGGUCUCCAAGCUCUGUUGGAGCAAUCCAAAUAUUCAAGACCUUCGCCUGGGUUGAGCCUUGCCGACUUCAUGUCGAAAUGA
This is a messenger RNA of Podospora bellae-mahoneyi, 624 nucleotides long. RefSeq lists its product as uncharacterized. The transcript has a single exon. The record is from RefSeq and is a predicted model, not a curated record. NCBI's taxonomy places the organism in Eukaryota, Fungi, Ascomycota, Sordariomycetes, Sordariales, Podosporaceae. The coding region runs from base 1 to 624 and encodes 207 amino acids. Gene Ontology annotation, biological process: RNA processing.